Molecule: messenger RNA, 3891 nt
Organism: Musca domestica (house fly)
Lineage: Eukaryota; Metazoa; Arthropoda; Insecta; Diptera; Muscidae
Gene: SIDL
Product: trafficking protein particle complex subunit 10
Exons: 7
Coding region: 225-3674 (1149 amino acids)
Biological process (GO): intra-Golgi vesicle-mediated transport; early endosome to Golgi transport
Cellular component (GO): TRAPPII protein complex
Molecular function (GO): protein binding
Source: RefSeq, a predicted model, not a curated record
AAUUAAGAACCAAGUGCCAACUACAAUAAACGCCAUUUGAUGAUAUAGCAGACGGUAUUAAUGUACGACUCCAAGUGACAAUUGUAAUCUUCUUCUUCUUCUCUUAUGUGUAUGUUUUCACGUCAGCUGUUGAUUUUAUGGUGGACGGUCGUCGUCAUGAAAAAACUUGAAAAAAUAAAAAACUAGAAAAAAAAUCAAAUAAAUACAACAAUUUACAAUAAAAUAUGAAUUUUAAACCCAUAAUAACUUAUACGGGUGCUGCUCCAUUAUUUAGGUCAUUGGAGGGCCAAAUAACAAAUGCUAUACCCCUGGACACUUGUGAGUGGCGUCGUACCCUACAUCGACCCACAAAACAUGUAAGACUUGAUGCCCAGUUUCAGCCGUUCAAUGAGAAACUUUUGGAAAAGUACAAAACAGGUGAAUGGAGCAUUUUGGAGCAUCCCAUACUGCAUAUUUAUGUAACGGAAUGUAAUGAUGUGGACAACUACAAAAAAACUACCCAUGAGGAAAUAGAAAAAUGGUUAAAAUUAUUGGCCAGCUAUGACAUUAGUGAUUGGAUGAUACUUCUGGUCGAGACCAUAGAUGUACGAAAGACCAAAAACUUAUUACAGCGAACAACAGUAUUGGAUAAGAUACGUUUGGAUUUUGGUGCCAAGAAUGAGGAUCGUUGUAUUUCGGUACUAAAUCCUGCCAAAUUUGAACAGAAAUCCACGGAGAGUUUCAGAUGUCUAGUGCAGCGCAUUAGGUUCCUAAUGCUGACCAGUUAUAAUCGUAACAUAGGCAAAUAUGAAGAACUUAUACGUUCAAAACGUGAAAAACGCAAUCAUGAUGGUUGGGACUUUCGUCAAUAUUUCUUUAUGCAAGAAGACUUGGCACUGGUCUUUGAAAAGUUGGAGCUACACACAGAGGCCCUGAUACAAUACGAUGAACUGGAUGCAAUUUUCUCACAGUUCAUAACAAACUCUAGUUUUGGUGAAAAACAAAAAUGGUUGGAAUAUUUCCGCAAACCACUUACGUCCUUCCACGGCAUUUGCCUUAGGCGAAAGGAUCGUUUUGAGUUGCGAGAGAAAAUUCGUAAUGAUGGCGUAUCGUUGUUGGAAUUUCGAAAUUAUUUAUUCGAACGACAAGCUUAUUUGUUGCAGCAGAGCAAUGACACUCCAUGUAUAGCAAAAAGGCUCUUAGCCUUUUUGUUUUCCACAUUGAGAGAAGUGGAAUUGGUUAAAUUGGAAUACCAGGAAGGUGCGUUGGCCUGUUGGGAGUUCGUGUGUGCCCUGGAGGUACUGCAAGUGUGUGAAAUGUCAAUGGAACCCCAAGAAGUCACCUGCUUUCAACAUUGUGCUCCUAUUUGGAAUUUGGCCAAGGAUAAGUUAUACGAAUUGGGAAAACUUUGUGGUCUUUUGCCAGGAUAUACUCCAAGCUCUGCCCAGCUACACAUUGUAGUGCAAUUGUCUGCAGGUAUUGGAGAUACCCCCAUGGAUCAGCAACAUCAAUUCUUAAAUCCCACACCUCAACAAAGAGAUCGUUCACCUGCCCGCAAACCACGAAAAUCGGCCCCAGAGCAGUUAAAGGAAGCCUUGGGUUCGAACCAGGCCUUUCAAAAACUAUAUUUGGAACUAGCUGAAUUGGCCAUUAGCACAUACAAACAUGUAUCGCGUCUCAGGUCAGCACGUUUGGUUGGCCUGGACUUGGGCAAGUUCUAUUGUGCCCUAAAUGAGCCACACAAAGCUGUGGGAUUUUUUACCGACCUGCUGCGAGAGCUUAAGGCCGAAAAUUGGCCAUCGCUCUGUUCUCAAACAUUGCUAGAACUGGCAAAUUGUUAUCGCAAAAUGGGUGAUGCCAUGGCCUACACCAAGACAUGUAGUGCCAUUUCCUGUUGUCCAGAACUGGAAACAUUGGUGCGCUCAUUUUAUUUCGAUGAAUUUCUCAAAUCUCUAAAAUCUCUCAAUUCUGCCCUCUCCGCCCAACCAUCCUUGGAAAAUGCCAAUUUUUGUGUUCUGGAAGAUCAUUUUCGCAUCAACAAUAUCCAGGUGUUGAAUCAAAAACCCAUCAUUCAAGAUGACAUAAUACGGGUCGAGGUGCAAUUCGAAAGUCUAUAUCCUCGAGAAAUUCUAGUGGACGAAAUUAAGCUGUCGUUUGAACGUUACAUAGCCCCACUGCCCAAUCAAGUGAAUACUCCAAAUGCAAUGGCCCAAAAGGCAGCUGGUUACAUCAAAGACAAUCGUAUGAAAUUCUCUCUGCUAUUGAAUCGUAAACAAGACAAUAAACUAGAUUGUGCUUCGGUGGCUUGUGACACACCGAAGCCCAAACAGCCUGUUCGAAGAACAAGUAGUACUAAACGCAAACUUUCGCCCAGUAUUCAAUCGGAUUUUAGUAAUUCAGUGACAGUGGAGAAUAUUAUUAUACAGCCAGGAGCCAAUAUAAUUGAGCUGCAAACAAAGGGUACUCGAGUGGGACAGUGGGAAUUUAAGCAGCUACGUUUACGUAUGUCUCAAUUGGAAUUUUUGUCCGAACACUUGCCUGUCAAAGUCCAGCCAUUCGACAUCACAACAAAACCGGCCACGGCCGUUCUACAUUUCAAAACUCUUAUAGCAGGCAUAGAACAACCCAUACGCUUACAUGUUUCCGGUGGUAGCUUUAUAUUUCCUCCAGAUGCCAAAAUAACACUUAAAUGCUCAAAAAACCUUCGAAUACGGAUGCUGAACCAAGUAAAGGAGGAAGAUUGUGAUACCAACAAAGAAAACCCCGAUGAAGAUACUUCGUUCGAAAGUGUGCUUCAUGUGCCUCUGACGAAUUUCAGAUCUUUCGAAGAACGUGACAUACCAUUGGAAGUGUUGACGGAUGUGCCUGGGCGCAAAUUGACCAAACACCUGGAACAUCACAUUACACUGAGUUGCCCCUGGUCGCGCAAUGAGUUACAGAUACCCAUUGAAUUCCAGCCAGCCAUAGAGGCUUCCUGUCACCUGCACACCUGUGGUACUCAGAAGUUUUUGCAAGUGAUUGUUAGGGGUUUAGAGGCGCAUCUGUAUUUGACAGAGGCACGGGUGCGAUGCGAUGUGCCUGGUGUACGUUUGAUCGAUUUGAAUCCUGCAACACAACAAAAAAUUGAGAUUUAUAAAACCCUGACCGUGUUUUUCCUUUAUGAAAUACAAGUAGAGCCUUUGGGAACGGAAUCAGAGUUCCCAGUAAUCAAAGUGCAUUUCAUGACAAAAUAUUCGAGUGUGGAGAAACCCUAUUUGCUGCGUAAUUUUGGUUGUGCUUUUGAUUUGGUCGACUAUGUGACACUGUUCAAAAUCCAAGCCCAGCUGGAACCCAAUGAGUUGUGUCGCUUGAAAUCGGUGUGCAAUUUAAAUUUGAAAAUAACCAAAAUACACGCAAAUCCCUAUAGUGAUUUAAUGUAUGAGGUGUUGUCCGAUCAAAAUUCCUGGGCGGUGUGUGGUCGAUCAUCGGGUAUCAUUUCCAUGAAAGAUGUCGAAAGUCAUUCAAUUUCUCUGGAUGUUAUGCCAUUGUGUACUGGAUUUUUGCCAAUGCCAAGCAUACGUUUGUCCAAGUACAUAGCAUGUAGCAAAACUAAAACUGAUACUCAUUCGAAAGUUUCACCAUUCCCACCGGGCCAACUAUACAAUUCAACAAAAUCGAUGCAAAUCCAUGUCAUAGCCACAGCUGGUGACCAGUAAUACUAAUUUAUUUUCAUAUACUAUGUAGUAUGUAUGGAGUGUUUGACUUGAAAAUAUUUAUUUAAAAGCAAAAAUGUGAAAACAAUUUGUAUUAUUGUUAAUCAUUAACAUUUAAAAUUCAUAUGAAAAAAAAAAACGUAAAAUAUUCUAAUUAUAAUUUUUAUUAAAUAUAUUUAUAAUCUAUCUAAAUAUACCCAAAAGAAAGUGAUUAUAGUAA